Molecule: messenger RNA, 1530 nt
Organism: Botrytis porri
Lineage: Eukaryota; Fungi; Ascomycota; Leotiomycetes; Helotiales; Sclerotiniaceae
Exons: 1
Coding region: 1-1530 (509 amino acids)
Source: RefSeq, a predicted model, not a curated record
AUGUCUCGCUUUCACUCUUCUUCUUCCACUGGCAGUGCUCCUGGGGCUGCCAGUUCCAAUUCUACAAACAUGUCGGCCCCUCGCGGUCGUGGGUAUCAAGUUCCACAAACCUCUAACUCUCUCCGUCCCCCACCCAUCCAAUCUCUCCACGUCCCAUACGUGUGUGACCAACCAAUGGAACCCUCUUUGGAUCCUUCAAACAUCCAUCCACCAUCUAACAGGCCUGGAAACCUAUCUUCUUCCACAACUUCAGCCUCUACGCAGGCCAUAAAAACCAAAAAAAAAUCUCCUUUGUCAUUGUGUUUGCUUUCUUCUUCUUCUGCAUCUUCAUCUUCAUCCUAUUAUUCAGAUUCCUGUGGAUCUUACGAGUCGAUCGAUUGGUCGGCUCUUGAGAUCAAACUUCAUCCCAUGGCCCCUAAACGCUACAAAUCCCCCACGAUGUAUUCUGACUCCACCCAGGAGGAACAUACAUCCUCUAACUUCAGCACCGGAUCCAGCGAUCAUUUCCCCAUUGGCUCACCUUGCAUCAAUGUAGGCCCUCUACUUGAUGUCAAGGCCCCUCCUCCCAGGCCCUACGUCACUGACGACACAUCGGACUCCUUGGAUUAUCCCAUUGCCAAGGCUUCUCCCAGACCCUUCUUAGAUGACCCCUUUGCCCCCCCCUCCGGACCUAGGAUCUCUACCCCUCCCCUCAAAAAAAGGUUUAUAUUCCGUGAGGCCACGCCUAGUCCAGGCACCACCCCAUCUUCCAAGGAUUCCUUCUCAGCCCACCACACUGUCUCCACUUCCUUUGGAUCUCCUUCCAUGGCCUCAGUUUCCUUGGCCCCCUCAAAUGGCCAUUCCUGUUCCUCUUCUGUCUUUGCAGAAGAUGGUUCAAACCCUCCUUCUCCUCCCCCCCAGCUACCUGUAGUACACAUGCAGCCCCGCUUGUUCAGAUUAGCCAGACCCAAAACUUUCACUCAGCUCUACCUGCAGCAGCCCCGCUGCUUCAGGCGAGCUAAACCCAAGACUUUUACCCAGCGGUGGUCAGAAAUGAUCCUUGAAGAGCAAGUCCUCGAAUCUCGAGCCCACAUCAUCACACCAGUUCGACCCUUGAGUCAAAGUCCGAUGGCAACAUCAGACUCUGGUUGUGAAAUUGUCGCUCAAUCUCCUUUGUCAGAUCCCUUCUGCUUAUCCCGAGAGCCCAGCUCAUCCCCGGACCCCAUUCUUUCCACAGAGCCCAUCCCAUCCCCGGAGCCUGUUCCCUCCCCUAGUCCCCAGGCCAUUCCCAGGAGAAACAUUGGUAGGUUCCACGAUGCACGCCCAUUUUCAUCCUCAUCCUCAUCCGAGGAUGAAUCAGACACCACCGCAGAUUACCCCUCCUCCCUAGGCGACGACCCCUUGGACACUCCGGAGCCAGAGACCAUCCCAUGGACCAUUGCCCCAGUGCAAUCCUGGAUAUUCCGGAACGCCUCGACCAUCAAAACGGUCAUCAAAUGGACUCUUGUUGCAGCCGCAAUAAUCCUUCCAAAGAUCCUUUGGAAAUGGUAA